Bipolaris oryzae ATCC 44560 is the source of this 2085-nucleotide messenger RNA. RefSeq lists its product as uncharacterized. The record is from RefSeq and is a predicted model, not a curated record. The transcript is spliced from 3 exons. Bases 1 to 2085 code for a protein of 694 amino acids. Lineage: Eukaryota; Fungi; Ascomycota; Dothideomycetes; Pleosporales; Pleosporaceae.
AUGGACUUAUACGUCGCGCAACUCCCCGGGCUCUCCGUAGCUACUCACCUAUCGAGAGAGCUUGCACAGGAAAACAACAUGCCAGAUGGUAGGGGCUGGCGCCUAGGCCACAGUAAACACCCCAAGAAGCAAACCAAGAUCUCUUCGCUCAGAUCUGACGGCGAACGCUCCACAGCUACCGAAGACCAAGGUGACAGACCUCGUCAACCUAGCUGGCUAAAGACACUGCACAGCAGUAGAUCACAAACCCCGGUGAGUACCCUGACUGCAGGAACUGCAGUCGAAGACAUUGAAUAUGGGCGACGUGAACGUUUGGAGAUGGCGGCGUUGUACCGAGACUCUAAGCCAAAGCUCUCGCGGUAUACCUCGCUUUUCGCCUCGUUCAAGGACAGUGCAAGGAUACCCGAUUUUUCGGAACCAUGGAGUGAAGAGGCACCACGGCCGUUCGAAGCCUACGUUGAUCCACUACUUGUGACGCAGUCCGUUCGAUUGCAUAUUACCAGCUCAUCUUCUCCAAUACCCACAGAGCAUCACAGCGGCCUGCUUCGCGUAUUUGAAGACUACCGCAAGGUUCGGGACCAGAAGGAGCACCUAGAGAUGCUGCUGGAAGAGACACUUCGGGACUGGUCACAAGCACAGAUAGGUUGGUCGUAUUCGGAAGAUGCAUACCAUGCGGAGAUACGCCGGCUCGAGCUACUUAUAGCCCGCGGUGCAAGUGGCAUGAUGGGACUUGUGCAAGCGCGCCAGGGAAGUGUUGUGGAUCGUCAGCGGAGACACAGAAAGACCAGCUCGCACGACAGCCUCGCACGAGACCACAGGUUACUUCCCGAAGACAAACUUGACGCGGAAAUCAACCGUCUGAGUGAUAGAGGCAAUCUAAUUCAUCCAGUACUUCAUGGCCGACCGGUGUCCCCUUCCAGCAAGAUGGCGGUACUAUCUAAGCGGUUCUCUAACACUUCGGAAUUACUGGUUGGUACUCCUCCUGACUCGGAGAAAACUACGCUUUCACGCCAUGUUCAGAGCGAGCUAGACUUGAGUACAAUGCGCAAGGCUCGGCCGCCAUCGUCCGUCACGGGUUCUGAUAGCUCAGACUUCUCUGCAAGAUCCGGUGAUGCACUAUCAGACGAGACGUCAAUUCAUCAGACGGAAAUGCAGCCAGCCACUGAGUGUAAUGCUUUCAUAGCUCUCCGUGAGCUUGGCACGCUUGUGGCAAGGCGACGAGGCUUGCAGCCGGACAUCUUCAAUCACAAACUGAUGAUGCUGCUCUCAGAGCCAAUGCCAGAAGAACCCUCCAUCGUGCUCGAUAAUGAAGCAGAUGCGGGCGCAGUAACUUUGCAAGACAUCAAUGUCAAGAAGCAGGCUUUGGAACAAGGUGUGACGCAGACGCGCAUUGCAGAGAGGCUCCAUUCGCAACCACAGCUCAGUGCGCACCAAGGUCAUCGUCGACAGUUCUCCUUCGAACCAGGAGCAGACGAGCUACAAGCUCUCUUUGAGGAGGCUACGCUAGAUGACAUGUACACCCACUACGAAGGGCCUGAGGACUCUGUCGCACAGGUCUCGUCGCAUACCAUACGCUACACACCGGUGAUACGGUCAGAAAGGUCAAGAGGGUCGACUCAGAGCUCGAGGGCAGACUUUGGCAACAUGUCAGAUUACCCGAGCCCGGCCCCAAGCCUGGGCCGUAGUAGCCAAGGAAGCUCGACAUCAAGUUCAGAGGGGAUGGACAAGACGUAUCAAGAGGGCCGUCGUGGGUCGCAGUCGAGUGUGGUUACGGCGUUCCGCGAGGACGUGGGGAGUGGAAGGGUUCAGCCACGGGACUCGGGUAGGCGUAGUUCCCUUGCGAGUUCGCACACAGGGUCAUGCUUGUCCGUCUCGAGAGACGACGAUGACUCGAGUGGCACCGGACUCGACAGCGGUUCCCAGGCCGGAGCAACAGCAAGCACACGGAAGGCCGGAGAUCAUACAUCACGUGGCGAAAGCAGUAGUGCCAAAUCGACGAUGAUACCGCCACCGCCAACGCACAAGAGGCAAGGCUUCGGGGGAGGUGAGGAUAAAGGGUCGGAGGACAUGGCAGCAAGUGGAUGA